Molecule: messenger RNA, 715 nt
Organism: Micropterus dolomieu (smallmouth bass)
Lineage: Eukaryota; Metazoa; Chordata; Actinopteri; Centrarchiformes; Centrarchidae
Gene: adam10a
Product: ADAM metallopeptidase domain 10a
Biological process (GO): Notch signaling pathway; membrane protein ectodomain proteolysis
Cellular component (GO): plasma membrane; synaptic membrane
Molecular function (GO): metalloendopeptidase activity involved in amyloid precursor protein catabolic process
Source: RefSeq, a predicted model, not a curated record
GUGUGUCCAGGCUGUCUUGGCAAAAGACGCCGGAAGGGAGGAGGGCCUGUCUGUCGGUCUAUCUGUCUGACGUAAACUUGCUGGAGAGAGACAGGCAGCGCCGGUGUUUGUGAUGGCAGCUAGCUAACUAGGAAGGGCGACUAUACCUUUAAGUGAAAGAAAACGAAACAAGAAACAAUCAGCGGCAUCGCUGCGUCGCUUAGCUAGUUAACAGGGCUCACAGGGACUUUCGAUAUGAUAUUUAUUAAACUAAUUCUCCUGUUUUGCUGCCUACGAGAUAUUACAGGUCAGUUUGGGAACCCCUUGAACAAAUAUAUCCGCCACUAUGAAGGUUUAUCAUAUGACACAGAAGCCCUGCACAACAGUCACCAGAGAGCCAAGAGGGCACUCUCUGCUCAAGACAGGACCGUGCACCUGGACUUUCAUGCACAUGGAAGACAUUUUAACUUGCGGAUGAGGAGAGAUACGACUCUGUUUACUCCAGAUCUCAUCAUUGAGAUAUCAGGAGAAGAGGCACCCAUUGACACAUCACAUAUUUACAGUGGAGAGGUCUUUGGUGAAAAGGGCACACUGACCCAUGGCUCCGUGGUUGAUGGGCGCUUUGAGGGCUUCAUUAAAAGCCACCAAGGAACAUACUAUGUUGAACCCUCUGAGAGGUACCUUAAGGACAAGAAUGUGCCCUUCCACUCCGUCAUCUAUCAUGAGGAUGACAUCA